Procambarus clarkii (red swamp crayfish) is the source of this 936-nucleotide messenger RNA. It is a transcript of the gene Ski6, whose product is annotated as exosome complex component Ski6. The record is from RefSeq and is a predicted model, not a curated record. Lineage: Eukaryota; Metazoa; Arthropoda; Malacostraca; Decapoda; Cambaridae. Gene Ontology annotation, cellular component: cytoplasmic exosome (RNase complex); nuclear exosome (RNase complex); nucleolus. Gene Ontology annotation, biological process: U4 snRNA 3'-end processing; rRNA catabolic process; nuclear mRNA surveillance.
CCACUAUUACGCAAAGCGUUUCGGGCAGAAAUUUGACCAUUCCCCCCCCCCCCCCAUCAACCACAACACACGCCUCAGGAGGAGGUCCUGGCACACAUGCUCACAUCUUAGACAACAACUCUCCACAUUUAAUAUAACUCUGAAGAUACAUAAUGGACAUAAUAUCACCUGAGGGCCUGCGUCAAGAUGGAAGAACACCUCUUUGUCUACGUACCAUCAGUUGCAGAUUAGGGCUUUAUGACAGACCUAAUGGCAGUGCAUAUAUUGAAAUGGGAAAUACAAAAGUUCUUGCAGCUGUAUAUGGACCUAGAGAGGUAAGAAGUGUCAGUAAGCAGCAGCUUGAUGAAUGUGUUAUCCAGUGUCAGAUGAGCCGCAUUGCUGCCAGUCAGGGAGAAAGGCUUAAACGUCCAAGGGAUCAAAAAACUCGGGCAACAGGUCAACAAAUUGCUGGCAUAUUUCAUGCAGCAAUACGAAAAAGCAAAUACCCUGGUUCACAGAUUGAUAUAUUUGUACAGGUUUUACAGGCAGAUGGAGGCGUGAUGUCAGCUUGCAUAAAUGCCUCUACUUUAGCCCUGAUCCAUGCAGGUGUAGAACUAGUAGACUAUGUGGCAUCAUGCACUGCCUCGAUUAACAAGCAAACUCCUCUUCUGGAUGUGACACAUCAGGAGAUCAUGACGGGCUGUGAAGUAUCUGUUUCCAUUCUGCCUAACAAAGGUUCCAUAGUGUCUCUGGAUACAUCACACACUGUACAUCAAGAUCAGUUUGAAUCUGUAUUAGACCUUGCUGUGAUUGGUUGUCAGCAAGUAUAUGAAGAGAUGCACAAAGAAGUUGAAAGUUAUUUAGAGGAUAAGCAUGCUAUAAUGUCACAUCGGUAAACACUUCAAACAAUUGUGAAAAAAAAACUUUAAAACCUUUAAAAAUAAAAGUUCUUAUAUU